Messenger RNA from Rotaria sp. Silwood2, 1263 nucleotides. The record is from the annotation of a GenBank genome assembly. Lineage: Eukaryota; Metazoa; Rotifera; Eurotatoria; Philodinida; Philodinidae.
AUGUCGAAACGUAUAAAACAAGAAGAUGAAAAUUCAAGUACAGAUUGUCAAGUAUCGGUUGAUACGAAAAUUCUAUCGUCAGAUAUAAGUAAUUUUAUUCAAGCAACUCCAACACUAACUUCAUAUCCUUAUCAUACAAGUGUAUGUGGAUCAUUACUUUAUACACCACCAACUAAUAUGCCCUCAGAUAUUUUCUCAUUUCUUCGUCAUGGUAAUUUCACUGCAUUUCGAACUUCACUUGAUAAAUAUCAUAGUGAUAUUAUUCAAAUGAAGAAUGAUCAUGGACAGACAGUACUUCAUGUAUUAGUCAUUCAUGCAUAUCCAUAUGUAUGGAUACGCUUAUUAAUGAUGCGUGGAUGUGACACAUGUGCUCAAGAUGUCGAUGGAUAUACAGCUGCUCAUUAUGCUGUUGAACGUGAUGAUGUUGAAAUGUUGAAAGCAUUAACACUUCGUUUUCAUUCUCAAGUUAAACCAAUACCUGAGGAACGUAUAACAGCAAUACAUCAACAAUGUAUAAAUGCCUUAUCAUUAAAAGACAAAAAAGGUUUAACUGUAUUCAUGUUAGCUUGUUGUCGUGAAUCAUUAAAAUGUUUAAAUUAUUUAAUAGAACUUAAUAUAAAUGAUAGUAAUUUAGAAGAUAAAUGUGGUGAUACUUGUUUACAUUAUGCAAUUGCACGUCGUAAUGAAAUUCUUGUAGAAAAAUUAAUUAAUACAUGUAAAGCUAAUGUUAACGGUGGUAAUCAAACGAGACCAAGUAUACUUGAUGUAUUACAGUUUAAUCGUGAGCAACAACAAAUAUUUGAUCGUACAAAAGAUGAUAAUAUUGAACAAUUAAUUUUAUCACAAGGUGCAAAACAUCGUUGUGCUAUUCGACGCAUUACUAAAAAAAGAAAAGGAUCCAUUGAUAAUGAUGAAGCAAUUAUAUCAAGUUUAGCUUGUAUUUCACUUGAUUUAACAACAAAUGGACAAAUUGAAACAGCUCGUAUUCAUGCACGAAAGGCUGCAACAUUACAAGCUACAGGUGAUAUUUCCGGUGCUCAAGAAAGUUAUAAACAAGCAAUGAACUGUGCACCAGAUAAUACAAUUGAUUGGGCAACAUAUGCAUUUCAUGUUGCUAUUAUACAUGUUGUUCAUGGUGAAAAACAAUUAGCUCUUGAAUUAUUACAGAAAGCACUUCAUAUUAGAAAACAAGUAGAAAAAUACAGUCAAGAAAUUGAUCAAAUUCAACGAGCUAUUGAUAAUAUCCAACAACAGACAACUUGA